This is a messenger RNA of Phalacrocorax carbo (great cormorant), 2516 nucleotides long. Lineage: Eukaryota; Metazoa; Chordata; Aves; Suliformes; Phalacrocoracidae. The record is from RefSeq and is a predicted model, not a curated record.
AUAAAUUACUUACUAUGAUUAAAUAUCUGACAGCUUUUAAGUACAGGAGUAAUACAGUUGAGUGUUUGAGUAAACAGUGUCUGUAUUAACUCACUGUAAGGUUCAGCAAAUCUGUAUGCGUAAGCUAAAGCAGAGAGAGCAACUUUUGUAGGAAAUACAUUCCUGGCAGGACUUGUCUAGCAAUUCUUAGAGCUGCUGAAAAGCAUGACUUCCUCUUCUGUUGUUGAUAAACCUGCGGUAAGACGGGUUGCUAUCUUCGGAGGAACUCAUGGCAAUGAGUUAUCAGGGGUAUUUUUGGUCAAACACUGGCAAGAGAAUGGAGCUGAGAUUCAAAGAACAGGAAUGGAAGUGAAGCCAUUUCUUACCAACCCAAGAGCCGUGAAGAAGUGUACUCGAUACAUUGACUGUGAUCUGAACCGUGUUUUUGACCCUGAUAAUCUUGGCAGGACAGUGGUGGAAGAUAUUCCAUAUGAAGUGAGAAGGGCUCAGGAAAUCAAUCAUAUAUUUGGCCCCAAAGGUAGUGAUGAUGCGUAUGACCUUAUUUUUGACCUUCACAACACCACUUCUAACAUGGGUGGUACCCUUAUUCUUGAAAACUCCAGGGAUGACUUUACAAUUCAAAUGUUUCAUUACAUCAAGAACGCUUUGGCUCCAGAACGCUGUCCCGUUUUGCUGAUUGAACAUCCUAGCUUGAAAUACGCAACAACUCGAUCUGUAGCAAAACAUCCUGUUGGUGUGGAGGUGGGUCCCCAGCCACAAGGUGUUGUUAGAGCUGAUGCUUUGGACAAAAUGAGGAAGAUUGUCAAACACGGCCUCGAUUUUGUGCAACUUUUUAAUGAAGGAAAGGAAUUUCCACCAUGUACAAUUGAAGUUUUUAAAAUAAUGGAGAAAGUAGAUUAUCCCAGGAAUAAGAAUGAUGAAGUUGUUGCCAUUAUUCACCCUAAACUGCAGGAUCAAGACUGGCAGCCGCUGAACAAUGGCGAUCCUCUAUUUCUGACUCUUGAUGGAGAAGUAAUUGCAUAUACAGGGGACUGUACAGUCUACCCAACCUUCAUUAAUGAAGCUGCGUACUAUGAAAAGAAACAAGCUUUUGUAAAAACAGUGAAAAUGAAUCUCACUGCAAAGCACAUCAGAGCCUCGGUCUUAGACCAGAGCACUUCUUAAAAGCUUGUUACAGAUUUUCAAUACAAAAAGUGGAUUUCUUCUCUGGGAAAUCCUGUGCAAUUCGGUAGUAAUUGAUGGAAUAAAUAAAUGCAGAAUCUAACUUUCAACUGUAAUUUAAUUAACAUUGAUGAGCACUUUUAAGAUGAAAUAUACUGUCUUAACGCUAAUUAUGAUUGUUUACUUGUUUUAAUACAUUACUAUAGAUGCAGAGAAUAUUAUUUUUAUGAAGUUUGUUAGUUCACGCUACAUAUAAUGAUUAAACAGUGUACUGCAAACGCGUUAGUGCCUAUAAAACUUACAUCCAGUGUCAUAUAGAAAGAUGCUCAUCCACAAAACUCUACUAUAUUAACAAAUUACAGCAUUUCUACUUUAUAACCCCAAACCUCCAAUAACUAACACUUUUUAAAAUUACGUGAUCCUUGACACUAAUUCCUCGGACAAACAUUCAAAAUGUGAGACGGGGGAGAGCUAGGGAGAGAGAAACAGGGAGGGUAUGGAUAUUGAAGUUCUUUUGUAUUGUCUGCAUUUGUGACUAACCCCUAUGGCGCUGAGCUGGCAGCCUUAGGGUUUGCUUUUGUACUUAGGAAGAUACAAAAUAAGCUAAAGACACAUGAUUUCUGAGAAAUAUACUAAAAUGAAAUGUAAAGCUUUCUAAAUUUGAAGUAUUACAAGAUUAAUGCAAGCUGUUUCUGAUUUAACAUUAAAGACAAAAAGUAUCUAGUAGUCGGAAACAUACUGGAGCAAUAUUCGAAUUCAGGAAAAAGAUGUGCUUUUUCCCAUGGAAGCUUUUGAAGAAAGUUUCUGUCGCAAUGGAGAUGAGUUUAUAGCUUUAUAACUUUCUGGGUGUAUCCACCUGCUGCUUGGAACAUUUUCCAAAUAAAAUUGUAAUCGACUGCUGUACCCCAAAAGUUCUCAGUGGAGAAGCAGGAUUAGGUAAUUACUCAGGGGUUGAUGAAGAGCAACGCACAAACCGUACCUGAGUAUUUCAGAACGGAAAUUAAGAAGAAUUCCAUACGGGGAGACUUUUCAAUUUUGAGACCGAUUUGUUCCAUAGCUGUAGAGAGAAAGCUUGCCAUAGCAGCUGAAAAAGAGAAGAAAAUGGGGAUUUAAUUAAUUUUCUAAAGUUGCUUUUAACAUAUUUGACUAUAAUUGGGGAUAGAGAAAACAUUAAGAACUUUGCAUAAGGAUACAAUAACUGGCUAUUUACUGAAAGAUCUGUUGUCUAGAUAACCCCCCAAUUAUAUCUUUUGAAAAGUGACGUCUUCCUUAUUUGCUGCUAAGCCAAAAUCUUUUUUUCCUUGCUUUGUGUAACUGCUAUGGUAAUCAAAUAAAAACACAGAACAGAAAAUUUA